Molecule: messenger RNA, 939 nt
Organism: Paramecium tetraurelia
Lineage: Eukaryota; Ciliophora; Oligohymenophorea; Peniculida; Parameciidae
Exons: 3
Molecular function (GO): protein binding
Source: RefSeq, a predicted model, not a curated record
AUGUAAAAUAAGUUUUUACAUCACAUAACACACUUAUAGGCUGAAAAUUCGAAACCAUCAGAAUCUCAUUGGUUAUUGAUUACAGGAAUAAUAGUGGGUAGUUUGGUAGGGAUAAUUGGAUUAGUUUAUGGUUAUUUAAAAUAUAGAUAAUACAAGGUUUAUUAGGAAUAUUCGUAAAGGCCUGAAGAUGGAAUUCCAAAAGAGAAAAUUGGAUUUGCUCAAAGAAACAAAUUCCGAUUCUGGAAAUUGUAUGAGAAUAAGGAAGAACCAAAUGAUCAAGUGAAGUAACAGCUGAAAGAAAAUUAUUAUGGCUAGUACAUUGAGUUGAGGUUCCUGUGUAAGCCUGGUGACUAAUGCACUAUUCGAGCAGAGAAACCUGUAGCAAGAGAUUCCACAUCCUAUUUUGAGAUUGAGAUAGAAGAUAAUCCAAGGAAAUCUGACGUUAUAUUAGGAUUUUGUUCAGCAAAAGAAUUUCAGAAAGAGUUAUCUUUGGGUCGAUCUCAGACGAGUGUAGGAUUCCAUUCGAAUACGGGUUAAGUGUAUUGGAGGAAUGCUUUACAUCAAGAUCAUAAGUUUUAAGCUGUUUAUGGCGAGACCAUUGGUAUUGGCAUAAGAUAGAGUGAUGGGAGAGUGUGGCUAAGUUACAAUGGGAAGUUUUUGAAUCCACCUCCAGCAAGUGAGGGAAAGAACCAAGAGGAGUUGGAAUUGGAGAAGAAGAAGGAGGAGGGAGAGAGUGAAAUCGAUAUUGAUUUUAUAGAUUUGAAUAAUAGGAACAAGGAGAUUGAAGAGAAGAGGAAAGCCUUGAUUUUGAGCAUGGGGGAGAAUCAGGAAUUGUAUCCGGCUAUUAGUGUCAAUGGACCUUGCAAAAUCAACUUGAAUGUGGGGAGCAUGUAGUUUAGAAUGAACCAAAAGGAAUUGAAACAUGGAUUAUUGCAUUGA